Molecule: messenger RNA, 1806 nt
Organism: Podarcis lilfordi (Lilford's wall lizard)
Lineage: Eukaryota; Metazoa; Chordata; Lepidosauria; Squamata; Lacertidae
Source: the annotation of a GenBank genome assembly
AUGCCUUUCGGGUUGUGCAACGUGCCCACUGUGUUCCAACGGUACAUCAACCACGUGUUCCAGGAAUGGCUAGACAAGUACGUGGUGGUGUACCUAGAUGACAUUCUGAUUUACUCCCGUGACCUGGCUCGCCAGGAGGGUCAUGUUUGGACCGUGCUGCAGCGCUUGCGGGAGCACCGCCUGUAUUCGAAGCCCAGCAAGUGCAAGUUCCAUCAGCGGUCAGUGGACUUCCUCGGUCACCGACUCUCUCCAGAUGGGGUGCAGAUGGAUCCUGGGAAGGUGGCAGCGGUUCGGGAGUGGGCGGCACCUCGGAACCGCAAGGACCUACAGCGAUUCCUGGGGUUCGCCAACUAUUACAGGACUUUCAUUGCAGACUAUGCUCUUUGCACCACCCCGUUGACCCGACUGCUGCAUCCCAAGACGCCAUUUUCCUGGGACAAGGAGGCAGACGAGGCGUUUCAGGGGUUGAAAGCCUGUUUUCAGAGGGCGCCGAUUUUGCAGCAUCCUGAUCCCUCUCGACCCUUCGUGGUAGAGACCGACGCCUCCAGCACAGCUCUUGGUGCCGUCUUGUCUCAGCAGCACGGACCUGAUGUGCCACUUUUACCCUGCACCUUCUAUUCCCGCCAGCUCCUUCUGGCGGAGUGUAACUAUACCGUGUGGGAGCGGGAACUACUGGCCAUCAAGGUGGCUUUUGAGGUCUGGCGCCACCAUCUUGAGGGGCCACGACACCCAGUGGACGUGCGAACCGACCACCGGAACCUGGAGUACCUUCAGACCACCCGCAAGCUGAACCAAAGGCAGAUCCGGUGGGCGUUGUUCUUCUCCUGGUUCCAGUUCCGGAUCCGCUACAUCCCUAGCUCCCAAAAUCAGAAGGCGGAUGCCCUGUCCUGGAAACCCGAAGACAUCGCAGACACGGUACGGCAAGCAGUACCAACCACGAUCCUACCACCGGCUGUGUUCCUGGCCACUCAGGAGGCUGAGCCACUGCAAGCUCGGGUGCGGGAACAGCAGCGGGUCGACGCUUGGGCUCAAGAACGACUCCGGGAACUGGCCGAAGGGUCAUGCCCUCAGUAUCCGGGGCUGGUAUUGCACCAGGUCCUACUGCUGCACCACGGUUGCCUGUACAUCCCGCCAGGGCCACUGCGGGCUGAGGUCCUCCGGAUGACCCACGAUGCCUCAGCGGCAGGACACUUUGGGCGGUAUCGGAUGACCCAUCUGGUAAGCCUCGAGUUUUGGUGGCCCCACCUGAAGGCUGACGUGGCUCGCUACGUUGCUAGUUGUGAUGUCUGCCGGUGGGCCAAGGGCCCUACCGAGCGACCCCCCGGCCUACUUCAGCCUUUGCCAGUCCCACCACAUCCAUGGCACACGGUUUCGCUGGACUUUGUGGUGGAUUUACCCCCGUCUCGUGGCUGUACCUGCCUCCUAGUUUUCUCAGACCAUUUCACUAAGAUGGUGAACUGUGCCCCCUGCCCAUCCGUACCCAAAGCUAAGGAAACCACUCAGCUAUACCUUCAGCAUGUCUUCCGCCUGCAUGGCCUACCUGAGCGUGUGGUGUCCGACCGGGGCGUCCAGUUCACAUCCCGUUUCUGGCGAGCGUUGCACCAGACCCUUGGGACAGAGGUCUGUCUAUCGUCAACCUACCACCCACAGACCGAUGGCCAGACGGAACGGGCGAACGCGGUGCUGGAGCUGUACCUCCGGUGUUACUGCAGCUACCAGCAGGAUGACUGGGUCGACCACCUACCGUUGGCGGAGUUCGCUUACAACAACGCGGUGAAUGCGUCCACCCAGCAGACCCCGUUCCAG